Molecule: messenger RNA, 471 nt
Organism: Impatiens glandulifera
Lineage: Eukaryota; Viridiplantae; Streptophyta; Magnoliopsida; Ericales; Balsaminaceae
Product: CASP-like protein 5A1
Exons: 4
Coding region: 1-471 (156 amino acids)
Cellular component (GO): membrane
Source: RefSeq, a predicted model, not a curated record
AUGUCGCCUAUAAGUCACCUGUUAGUUCACCUGGUGGAAGCGUUGUCGCUGUCGCCGCCUCCUCCUCCCCCUCUUCUUCUAGAGCACGACGGAAAUGAGCCAUCGAGACCUAGGAUGAAUGAUAUACCGGGGAGGCCAGAAACAGUUGGUGGUCUUAUCUUGAGAUUAUCGCAGGUUGUAUUUGUAGCGACAGCUCUUUGCAUUAUGGCUACCACCAAUGACUUUUCUUUCGUCACUGUAUUUCGUCAUCUCGUUGCCGUUGUUGGCAUACAAUGCUUGUGGAGUUUGUCACUGGCUAUAGCCGAUAUAUAUGCCCUUCUAGUUGGCCGGUGUUUGCAGAAUAAUAAACUUGUUGCCUUAUUUGCUAUUGGUGAUGGGAUAACAUCUACUCUAACGAGAUUUCAGAUAGCCAGAGCUAUGGCUUUUCUCCGCUGGUUUUCUGUUUUCUCAUCAUUUCUCUUGAAUUCCUAA